UCGCGAGAGUUCCCGCGGCGGUAUCCGCGAUGCCGUGUGAGAAUUGGGUCCUUUCUGGCGGCCCGGCCAUCUUGGCGGCGCGACUCCGUUACCGCCCGACCCGACGCAAGGCAGCAACAUGGUGGCCGCGAAGAAGACGAAAAAGUCCCUAGAGUCCAUAAACUCUAGGCUUCAGCUGGUUAUGAAAAGUGGUAAAUAUGUGCUAGGAUACAAACAGACUCUGAAAAUGAUUCGGCAGGGCAAAGCCAAGUUGGUCAUCCUAGCCAACAACUGUCCUGCUCUGAGAAAGUCAGAGAUUGAGUACUACGCCAUGCUUGCCAAGACCGGGGUCCAUCACUAUAGCGGCAACAACAUCGAGCUGGGCACAGCGUGUGGGAAGUACUACCGGGUGUGCACGCUGGCCAUCAUCGACCCAGGUGACUCUGACAUCAUUAGAAGCAUGCCAGAACAAACCAGUGAGAAGUAAAUGCUGUAAAGGUGUUAUUUCUACAAUAAAACUGGUUACAAAUCUGUUUUAAGAAAAAUUUGUAUCAUACCUUUGCUGGUUUUAGGGAACAAAGUAUAUAAAUGAAGAUUCAUUACCA
Molecule: messenger RNA, 584 nt
Organism: Calypte anna (Anna's hummingbird)
Lineage: Eukaryota; Metazoa; Chordata; Aves; Apodiformes; Trochilidae
Gene: RPL30
Product: ribosomal protein L30
Exons: 5
Coding region: 119-466 (115 amino acids)
Cellular component (GO): cytosolic large ribosomal subunit
Molecular function (GO): structural constituent of ribosome; RNA binding
Source: RefSeq, a predicted model, not a curated record